Oryza sativa Japonica Group (Japanese rice) is the source of this 1148-nucleotide messenger RNA. RefSeq names its product large ribosomal subunit protein uL30x. Gene Ontology annotation, molecular function: RNA binding; structural constituent of ribosome. Gene Ontology annotation, cellular component: cytosolic large ribosomal subunit. Lineage: Eukaryota; Viridiplantae; Streptophyta; Magnoliopsida; Poales; Poaceae. The record is from RefSeq and is a predicted model, not a curated record. Gene Ontology annotation, biological process: maturation of LSU-rRNA from tricistronic rRNA transcript (SSU-rRNA, 5.8S rRNA, LSU-rRNA).
CAACCACAGCCGUCCGAUCCACACCCCGAGCCGCGCCCGAAACCCUAACCCUAAAACCUCCCGCCUCCCCCAUAAAUCCCCUUCUCCCUCCUCGCCGCCGCCUCUUCCUCUCUCUCUCCCCUCUCGAUCUCGUCUUCUCUCUCUCGCAGGACUCGAUCGCGAUGGCGGCGGAGGUGGCGAAGGCGGCGGUGGUGCCGGAGUCGGUGCUGAAGAAGCGGAAGCGGGAGGAGCAGUGGGCGGCGGACAGGAAGGAGAAGGCGCUCGCCGAGAAGAAGAAGGCCGUCGAGAGCCGCAAGCUCAUCUUCGCCCGCGCCAAGCAGUACGCCCAGGAGUACGACGCGCAGGAGAAGGAGCUUGUGCAGCUCAAGCGUGAGGCUCGGAUGAAGGGUGGGUUCUACGUCAGCCCUGAGGCCAAACUUCUGUUUGUGGUCCGCAUCCGUGGUAUCAAUGCCAUGCACCCCAAGACCAGGAAGAUCUUGCAGCUUCUGCGGUUGAGGCAGAUCUUCAAUGGUGUCUUCCUCAAGGUUAACAAGGCAACCAUUAACAUGCUGCGCAGGGUUGAGCCAUAUGUUGCAUAUGGGUACCCAAACCUGAAGAGUGUCAGGGAAUUGAUCUACAAGAGGGGUUACGGAAAGCUCAACAAGCAGAGGAUUCCUCUUCAGAACAACAAAGUCAUUGAGGAGGGCUUGGGGAAGCAUGACAUCAUCUGCAUUGAGGAUCUUGUCCACGAGAUCAUGACUGUCGGUCCACACUUCAAGGAGGCCAACAACUUCCUGUGGCCCUUCAAGUUGAAGGCACCACUCGGUGGCCUCAAGAAGAAGAGGAACCACUAUGUCGAGGGUGGUGAUGCCGGCAACCGUGAGGACUACAUCAACGAGCUCAUCCGGAGGAUGAACUAGGCUUUUCUUCUGUUACUGGGGAGAAUGUCUCCUUAUCUAUGUAUGCAACAUGGUUAUUUUUAUCUUUAGGCUGUCUUGAGCUGGAUACUGGAUAUGCAAUUUUGGCGUUCCAACAGGAGGUAGACUUGGCCUGUGUUUACAGUGAGACUUCCGGUGGGAAAUCUGUACCCGUUGGCCCUGGGGUUUGUUCCUGUCUGGAUGCUUUUGUUUCUUGAUAUGUUCGCUAGUUGUGCUUGCUUUAUUGCCUUA